Molecule: messenger RNA, 1980 nt
Organism: Clonostachys solani
Lineage: Eukaryota; Fungi; Ascomycota; Sordariomycetes; Hypocreales; Bionectriaceae
Source: the annotation of a GenBank genome assembly
AUGCCUGCCGCCGUGGAUUCAGUUCCGUUAUACGAGGAAUAUCCUUCUCGAGGUGACCUGCGUGCGCUGAUGGCCGAGUAUCCUCUACCCGUUGUUGUACCAGGCACCUUAGAGACAGCGUCCUUGACUCCCGAGGGAACCAUAAGGCAGGCUGCAGUCGUGCUGGAUGCGCUUAGCGCUGCCCUAGAGGGCGACGAUACGAAAGCGCUGAAAGAAGUCUUCUUCUCUCAUCAAGCAUACUUUAAGGAUGCUCUGGCACUAACCUUUCAUCUGCGUACUUUCACCACUCCUGGUGUCAUUGCCUUAGCCCUUCUGGAGCUCCAAAAACUGAGAGGCCUUGCUGGGACGUUUAAGCUCGAGAGCGCCCAAUUCAUCCCAGCGUCUCCAGAUCUUCACUUUAUUGAUGCGAGGUUUUCUUUCAAAACCACCACCCCAGCUGCUACUAGUAGCGGAAGGCUUCUGCUCCUGCCCGUUAAAGCCGACGGAAAUGUGGCUAUCCAGUGGAAGAUCUGGGUUCUGAGCACCCAGCUUGAGAAUCUUGAUGUGCAUCCCGAAGAUGAGGCUUUGCUACAGGGUCCCGCCAAGAAGCUGGAUGGUAUUGAUAGGAUCGAGACGGACGUCUUCAUCAUUGGAGGCGGGAACAGCGCCGUUGCUCUUGCGGCGCGGCUCAAGGCUCUGGGUGUUGAAUCCGUCUUGGCCGAGCGGAAUGCCCAUCCUGGAGAUAACUGGGCUCUCCGAUAUGAUUGUAUGAAGUUUCACAUCCCGACAUCGUUCUGCAACCUUCCAUAUAUGCCUUAUGGUCCGGAACUUCAAAGCCCACACCUCCUUACCAAGGCGGAGUUGGCUGAACACAUACGAAAGUAUGUCGCCUCUUUCAACCUCAAUGUCAUAAACUCGGCCAAGAUCAAGUUGACGGUCUACGACCAAGCGGCUAAGCAGUGGACGAUAAAUUUCGAGACUCCUGCUGGUCCGCGCACAGCUAUUUCAAAGCAUCUCGUUCAGGCAACAGGCAUCGGAUCACAGAAGCUGUAUAUUCCACCGAUUGCGGGGAGGAAUCUCUACAGAGGCAUCAGCGUCCACUCGGUCGACUUCAAAAGUGGCAACAAACUAAAGGAGCUGGGAGCCAAGUCCGUCCUUGUUAUUGGCUCUGCCAACACAGCAUUCGACGUUAUGGAAGACUGCCACCUUGCCGAGCUCCAGACAACACUCAACGUCCGGUCACCAACAUAUGUAAUCCCACUCAACUAUCUUUGCGACAAGCUUAGCCUCGGUAUUUAUGAUGAUGGUGUUGAGGCUGCCGACAGGUUCAUCCUAACCCUGCCAUCUCCCAUCGAGAGCCAGCUCAGCCAGAGUGUAUUCAGACUCUUGGCAUCACGGGAACCAGAACGCUACAAGGCUCUCGCCACGGCAGGUUUCCCCGUCAUUAAUAGCGCCAACCCAAAGGCAGUCUUGAUGAGCCAUCUACUCGAGCGUGCAGGGGGGCAUUACGUUGACGUAGGCACAACCAAACUGAUUGAGGACGGCAAAGUCGGCGUCAAGGCGAAUGUCGAACCCGUCGCGUACACAGAGACGGGUUUACAGUUCUCAGAUGGCAGUACCCUCGACGCGGAUGCCAUCGUGUGGUGUACGGGAUUCGCCGACAAGGACGCACGCUACACGGUGGCCGACAUCUUAGGAGGCGAGACCGAAGUCGCUACUCAGGGGCUUCUAGGCCCUAAGGAGAUUGCGGCCCGUGUUGACGCUACAUGGGGUCUCGAUGCUGAGGGCGAGGUUCGCGGGAUGUGGAAGCGUCAUUUAAGGCAGGAGAACUAUUGGGUUAUGGGCGGAUAUACGCAGUUGCACAGGUGGCAUUCACGGAAUCUUGCAUUGCAAAUCAAGGCGGACCUUGCUGGAGUCCUCCCUCCAGCCUACAGGAGCACUCCUAUGUCGAGAGACAAGGGAGAGGGCUCCCGCUCCAUAGUGAGGGGUGCCCUGCUCUAA